Molecule: messenger RNA, 723 nt
Organism: Chionomys nivalis (European snow vole)
Lineage: Eukaryota; Metazoa; Chordata; Mammalia; Rodentia; Cricetidae
Gene: Selenom
Product: selenoprotein M
Exons: 5
Cellular component (GO): endoplasmic reticulum lumen
Molecular function (GO): oxidoreductase activity
Source: RefSeq, a predicted model, not a curated record
GGGGCCACCCUGCGGGCCAGACGUGGCGCUGCGGCCGAGUUUGGGUGCAGCCUGCGGAACGUCUUCUGCCAGGCACAGAUGAACAUCCUAUUGUGGCCACCGCCGCUGCUGCUGCUUCUUGCGGCCCUUGUGGCCCAAGCCACCGCCGCCACCACCUAUCGACCGGACUGGAACCGUCUUCGAGGUCUGGCCAGGGGGCGGGUGGAGACCUGUGGAGGAUGACAGUUGAAUCGCCUAAAGGAGGUGAAGGCCUUUGUCACCCAGGACAUCCCACUGUACCACAACCUGGUGAUGAAGCACCUCCCUGGGGCAGACCCCGAACUCGUGCUGUUAAGUCGCAAUUACCUGGAACUAGAGCGCAUCCCACUCAGCGAAAUGACCCGAGACGAGAUCAAUACGCUGGUACAGGAGCUCGGCUUCUACCGCAAGUCGGCGCCAGACGCGAAGGUGCCUACCGAGCACCUGUGGGCGCCCGCUAAGCCACCCGAGGACGCUUCAGAGCGCGCCGACCUGUAACCCGGAGCCCCAGUGGAGCUGGGACACCCCCCCUCCCCCUUGCCAGCGCCCUGGAGACAGAAUGAGGCGCUCAGUAUCCCGGGAGCAUCUCUCUUGCUGAGAGCUGACGCCAGUCUUCGAGGCAACGGAAAUGGGGUGUGUGUAUGGGGGUCCUCUCAAUCCUCCUUUUUUCCUCCCUAGCUCUACUAAAAUCCCCUUCCACCCUUA